AUGGUACCUAAAUUGGUAUCUAGAACUAUCCUGGUUAUCAGUCUUUGCUCUCUGUUCUGGUGGGCUUUCUUCAGGUCUACUUCUCACAGUGGUGGUAAUCAUGAAGUAACUACGGCACCGCUACAUUUGUUUGACUUUAUCAACGGGGCCUCUGGUGAUAGUCAAAAAUAUUCGGUUUCAUACGGCUCUCAGGAGGCGUAUGAAUUCUGUGCCAGCCAUGGGUACUCGGCUUUUGUUCCAAAGAGUGCUUCUGGCCAGCGCAAGGUGUUCGACAUGCUCAUGAUCAACACAGAGCUGGACUUCCUUGAGAUACAUCUCAACACACUAUACGAAUAUGUUGACUACUUCAUCAUCGUUGAAUCGCCUAAAUCAUUUCAGGGCAAUAAGAAGCCGCUCGUUCUCAAAGAGAAUUGGAGUAGAUUCCGUCGCUACCACGAUAAAAUCGUAUAUCACGAGUUGGUCUUUCCAUCCACAUUCAACCCACAUCGACCUUGGGACUACGAAGACCUGCAACGAGAUGCCCCUUUUAAUCAGGUUAUGCUUGGUCUGGAAGGAGAACAAGCUCCAUAUAAAGGGGACGUUAUUAUCGUGGCAGAUGUAGAUGAGAUCCCUCGUCCACAAACCCUGGUCACCCUCCGAUACUGCGACUACCCUCGACGACUGACCCUAGCCUCCAAAUUUUACUAUUACUCAUACCAGUUUCUACACGUUGGGCCGGAGUGGCAGCACCCACAAGCGACCUACUACGAAGGGCGCCGAACCCUAAAACCUACCAAUCUACGCAACGGAGACGGCGGUUUCCGUCCGUUGCGUUUCCUGGAGAGGGGCGUGCUGAGUAACGCAUCAUGGCACUGCAGCAGCUGCUUCCCAACAAUAGACCAGUUCCUUAACAAGAUGGCGAGCUUUUCACAUGUAUGGAUGAAUCGUGACCAAUACAGGGACAAGAAUAAGAUUGCUUCUGCAGUGAGAGAAGGGAAAGAUCUCUGGGGGAGAGAACAUGAUAAGUUCCUUAAAAUUGAGAGUAAUAGUGAUCUACCCCCACUUGUCCUUGAAGAGGCGAAACGAUUUAGCUAUAUGAUCAGUCGGGAUGGACCAUCAGCAGGAUUUACAGAUUAUAAGGGGGAAGGAAAUAAAUAA
Molecule: messenger RNA, 1137 nt
Organism: Fusarium sp. VM40
Lineage: Eukaryota; Fungi; Ascomycota; Sordariomycetes; Hypocreales; Nectriaceae
Source: the annotation of a GenBank genome assembly